Trichoderma reesei QM6a is the source of this 330-nucleotide messenger RNA. RefSeq lists its product as uncharacterized. Lineage: Eukaryota; Fungi; Ascomycota; Sordariomycetes; Hypocreales; Hypocreaceae. The record is from RefSeq and is a predicted model, not a curated record. The transcript has 4 exons. Bases 1 to 330 code for a protein of 109 amino acids.
AUGGCUUCCCUGGCAGAACUGUUGGUUAGGCUAACCGGGGUAUUAUUUGUGCCAUUCUCCUUGCCAAAAGGCUAUGCGCAGCGGACGUGGAUCCUGGUAAGCGGACACCAUUCUCUGCAGGACAAGACUGGCAUUACUUCUCAUGCCCGAAAUGCGGCCUUUUACAGAGUCGAGCAGCAUCUCGAUCCGUGCCUGAUACGCUCAUUCCGCCUCCUCUCCUCAAAACCCUCCGUGUCGGCCCAACGCGCCAACUGGCGCACAAGCAGAAAAAGAGGCGUAUUUCUCGAUAGUGUCUGGACUAGUUUGCUGAUUGCGGGAGGCCAUGGAUAG